Messenger RNA from Lentinula edodes (shiitake mushroom), 492 nucleotides. RefSeq lists its product as uncharacterized. The transcript has a single exon. Bases 1 to 492 code for a protein of 163 amino acids. The record is from RefSeq and is a predicted model, not a curated record. NCBI's taxonomy places the organism in Eukaryota, Fungi, Basidiomycota, Agaricomycetes, Agaricales, Omphalotaceae.
AUGCAACCCAAAGUCACAUUCGCUCCAGGACUCUCAUCAGACGUUAUCAAACCUUCUCGUCCCUCUCGGAAAACAACAGCAGUAGUAGUACCCACAGAAAAGGACUACGGCCCUCUCGCAUACGCAAUCAUACUCCCCAGGAGACUAAUGCUUCCCCGCCUAGCCGAAGCCGACCCAGAUAUCAUCGGCAACCCGGACAUCAUCGAUACUGCAAAAUUAAGAGCACAACGCGACGCAAUCGAGAUUUCACUGGAAAACAUGUGUGAUGAAGCGCGGAAGAUAUGGCCGAAUACUUUUGGGUGUCUCGUGGAUCCUUCGUUCGAAGACGGUUCGUGCUAUGCUUUGGGGUUCGCUGAUAAUACUCGUCCUGAGAAUGGUUCGUUACCCACAAAGGAGCAGAUGCAGCAGAUCAGAGAGCGUCUGAGGCUCACGGGAGAGGACUAUAGACUGUGUUGGUUUCAAGAGUUGUAUCCAUGGGAAUAUCGUCUUUAA